AUGCUCUCCCUCGCCACUCGCACCGUUGCUCGUCGCGUCUCUGCUCAGCAAGCGCGCACCAUCACCACGGCAGCUGCCAAGGCAUCGACGACUGCGCAACAAGCCGCACCCACAAACUCAGCCAGCAUCACCACUCAGGCUGCAUCGAUUGCGCAGCCAGCACCCGUUGCCGCAACCCGCAACUACGCCGGCAAGGUCACCAUGCCGACAAGGUGAGCAUAAUAAUUCGCCUCGCCUGCCCUUUUCUCCGAUGAAUGUCGACUUCAGCAUUCGAAGCGACUCGCUGACCCCAAUUCCUUGCUCCUUUUUUCUCCAUUGCUACCCAUGUCUAGACAAUUCUCAACUCCAGCUUCCGAGUCGAUGCCCGGUCUCAGCCAAUCAGACGCUCGCCCUUCCAAGUUGGCAGCACAGCGCAUGGCAGAUGCCAAGGCACUCGCUGGCUUCUAG
Molecule: messenger RNA, 447 nt
Organism: Ceraceosorus bombacis
Lineage: Eukaryota; Fungi; Basidiomycota; Exobasidiomycetes; Ceraceosorales; Ceraceosoraceae
Source: the annotation of a GenBank genome assembly